Molecule: messenger RNA, 1635 nt
Organism: Leptosia nina
Lineage: Eukaryota; Metazoa; Arthropoda; Insecta; Lepidoptera; Pieridae
Source: the annotation of a GenBank genome assembly
AUGGAUCGAAACAUAUACUUCGUUGGCGUAGACGUUGGUUCUGGAAGUGCGCGCGCGGCGUUGGUUGACAAGCAUGGAGUUGUCUUAAAGAGUGCUGUAAAGGACCUAAAGACAUGGAAACCUAAACCGGGGUAUUACGAACAGUCUUCGAACGAUGUGUGGGACUGCUGUGAACGGGUUAUCAAGGAUGUCACGACUGGCAUUAAUUCUAAACAAAUCAAGGGAAUCGGCUUCGACGCGACCUGUUCCUUAGUAGCGUUAGAUUAUAACGGUAACCCCAUAAGCAUUAGCGAAACUGGCAACAAUGAACAAAACAUUAUCAUGUGGAUGGACCACAGGGCACACGAAGAAGCGAAUUCCAUCAAUAAAACUGGUCACGAAAUACUCAAAUUCGUUGGCGGCAAAGUCAGCUUGGAAAUGGAGAUGCCCAAAUUGCUAUGGCUGAAAAAGCAUUUGCCGCAAACGUGGAAAAAGUGCGGGUACUUUUUCGACCUACCCGACUUUUUGACAUGGAAAGCUACCGGUUCGCUGACACGUUCUCUAUGUUCCUUAGUCUGCAAAUGGAAUUACGAAUGCUCAACAAAAACGCGUGGCUGGAACGUCUCCUUCUUGCAAGAGAUAAACCUUGAGGAUUUGGUGGUAGACAACUUUGCUAAAAUCGGGAAUAAGGUCUUAAUGCCUGGGGAGCUGUGUGGUGGGCUACUGCCAAAUGUUGCCAGUUCUUUGGGGUUGCUGGAAGAUACGCCGGUCGCUACAUCGAUUAUAGAUGCGCACGCUGGAGGUCUUGGCAUGAUAGGAACUAUUGGGGAUAACAUUAACUGCGAUAUGUCGAGCCGUCUCAGUUUAAUAUGUGGUACAUCCACUUGCCAUAUGGCUGUGAACACGAAGCCGAUCUUAGUGAAUGGCAUAUGGGGACCGUAUUUCAGCGCUAUGGUCCCUAAUAUGUGGUUGAACGAAGCUGGACAGAGCGCAUCGGGGAUGCUUUUGGACUAUGUCAUAUCAAGCCAUCCCGCUGGUAUAGAGUUGUUGAGAAAAUAUAAUACUGGCGAUGUACGAGCACAUUUGAAACAGUUACUUCAGACAAUGGCUAAAAGUAAAGGAUACCAAGAUGUCAGUUUGCUAACCAGAAACUUCCACAUGUGGCCAGACUUCCAUGGGAAUCGUUCGCCCAUUGCUGAUCCCACUUUAACUGGCAUGAUCGUGGGACUAACGAUAAACAGCAGUGAGGACAAUUUGGCACUUCUCUAUCUGGCAACAGUGCAGGCAUUAGCUUAUGGGACAAGGCAUAUAAUUGAAGCAUUAGUACAAGCCGGCUAUGAACCGUUUAAAUCUCUAUUAAUCUGCGGUGGGUUAGCUAAAGAUCCUCUAUUCAUUCAAAUACAGGCAGAUUCAGUCGGUCUGCCCAUACUCAAGCCACAUGAAAAAGAAUCCGUCCUUUUGGGAUCUGCCAUACUUGGAGCUUGCGCAUCACAAUACUUUAACAAUGUCGAAACGGCCAUACAAAACAUGGGGGGUAAAGCCGAUGUUGUGAAACCGACAGCACAUAUGAAGCAAUUCCAUGACAAAAAAUUCAAGGUCUUCAUCAAAAUGUUUCAGGACCAGAUGCAAUAUAGAAAUAUAAUGAAUGACACGUAG